Messenger RNA from Penicillium angulare, 5748 nucleotides. RefSeq lists its product as uncharacterized. Gene Ontology annotation, biological process: tRNA methylation. Bases 1 to 5748 code for a protein of 1915 amino acids. Gene Ontology annotation, cellular component: cytosol. NCBI's taxonomy places the organism in Eukaryota, Fungi, Ascomycota, Eurotiomycetes, Eurotiales, Aspergillaceae. The record is from RefSeq and is a predicted model, not a curated record. The transcript is spliced from 12 exons.
AUGGAGGCCAUUGCGCAGAAUGUACAAAUUCUGCCCGAGAAGACCUUAAAAGACAUCGCCAAGGGUCCAUUGGUCAAAUUUACAUCAACAUGCACUGAUGAAGGUUCAAUCAAUCGAGUUUGGCAGUCGCUGCUUGGGACACUUUCAACGCCAGCUCUUCCCCUCCAGCAAACAUCGGCGGCAUGCAAUGCGACCUCUGCUUUCCUUGAUGCGGCUGUAGAGUCGCCUAUUGAGCAUACCAGACAGCUUGCUUUAUCUCCACAAGUAUGGCUGGCCGUCUUCGAUGCCUUUAUCGCUAGGUAUGGUGAUGUUAAGCCAAAGCCAUUGAAGCAACUUUUGAGCUCUAUCAUGGCUAUUUUUGUCAAUAAACACCACGGAGAAACCAAAGCUUUGAUAAAGACAGCGGUUCUGAACGCUAUUCUCCCGUGUACUAUUCUUGGCGAGGCUCGGUCUCGGCAGAAGGGCUCGCUCGUGGUUCUCGAGAUGUUCAUUCGAAAGGAAGCCAUCCCACCCUCUGAACUGAUUGCAGUGACUCGAAACUGGCUUUUGACAUGCCAGGACAAAUGGGUUACCCUUUUUAAAAAGGAUUACCAAGUUAUGUAUCCAGGAACAUCUGAUCCUGCUGUAAUGGCUGCCGAGCCGUCGGACGAAGUAGCAGGCCGAGUAUUUGUCCAUGGUCUGUUAACCCAAACUAUCGAUCGUGGAAUGUCCGGCACAUCAGGAGGCAUCCUUGCUUCUUUAGUUGAAAAACUCAAAGCAGAAAAGCCAGAGCAACCAUUGUCAUGGAUUUGGGUAUACCCUGCUAGAAAUAUACUUCUGCAAAAUCUCGAUACCGUGCAUACUCUUGCGAUUCAAAUUGUUCAACCACUUUUCACUCUUGAUCCAAUUGGAUUCACCUCUUUCGUUCAAACUCUUCCUUUGAACAGCCUCAUGGCUGGUGAUAUGGUCGAUGCAGCGCAGUCCGAAUACAUGCUGCUUUUCGUCUCUCUCCAAGUUGGAAAGCAGGCCAACCUGGUACACGAUGACUAUGAUGGAUCCAAGGAACCUAACCCUUACAGUCUGGUAUUGAAAAGCGAUCUUAUUGGGAAAUUUUUGUUGCAUCGAGAUCAGACCAUUCGAGUGGCUGCCUUGGCUCUUUUAGUCACAGCGUUCUCCACUAUGAAACCUUUCACAAAGGCCGCCACUGAAGCAAUUCUUCAAGGUCUUCCAUCUAUUCAUGCAGACUGCAAUGCCCAUAGCAGAGGAGAGAUUAUGGGUCUUACCAGAAAGUUUAUCACCCGUCUUAAAAGUGGCAUUCUGACUGAUGGCGAAAUUCUGAAGGUGUUGCAAGGAAAAGGUAGCGUCCGACCUUCCAGCCUAUCUCAGAGCGAGUCUGAGACGAAAGAAUUCCUCAGGUCCUAUCUCAACUUCGUUCAUGGAGACCUUUGUGUCACAGCAUCAUACCCUCGUCACAUUGCUGCAUUGAAAUCUCUGAAACUACUUCUGGAAUCUGGUCUUGACCCUCGGACUGAUGUCAAGCCUCCAAAAGCUGAAGCCCAGGCAACCUGGAAGCUCAAGUUUGAUAUAUUCAGUCCUCGUCUUCUUAGACUACUUGUCGAUCUUCUCUUGGAUCCAUUUGAAGAGGUUCGACACACUUCUCUCCUAUUGCUCAACCUCUUUCCCUCGGAAAUACUCACUGGUGAUACGGUAGCUGGCACGAACCAGCAGAACUCAACGAAUAUGAGCGUUCUGAAUGCAUUGGACAGAGCAGAGAGUAUUGCCAGCAAUACAAGCAGAGCGGAUCAUGCGGACACAGUCGCGCGCCUCUACCAUAUAGUGUUCUCUGCGGCUCAGUCUGGUCAUUCUACUGCGGCUAAUAUGAACUGGUGGACAACCAAAUACUCUGUUGUAAACAUUAUUCUUGAUCGACUUGAAGAACGAGUGUCCUCAUCAAAGGGUCUAUUUGGCUCGACCAUGCAGCAGGCGCCUCUUCAUGGAUAUAUGUCUGGAUUAAGAUACAUCGUUCUUUCUCCUAAUUUCCAUGCCUACAUCUCAACAGAAAUUGACGCAGCUGCCUGGAAUAAGGUUCAUGAUAGAAUAUAUGCCAUUUGCGAGAAGGUUUGGCAAGAAGUGAAGCCUUUUCUUUGCAUCGACUCACCAGAAGGCCACACCGAUGAUCCCAUUGAAGAUCUCACAGUCGGACCGAAAGACAUGCUUUCUUAUGCCUGGAGAUCUUUACGAGAAUCGAGUUUGCUGUUACAUGCUACCAUGGCCAACAUCAGCUAUGGGCCAUCCGACAAGCAAGGUCUUCAACGUUCUGACUUCGAAAAGAUCGGUCGACUCAGCUUCACUCAAUUGGCGGAACUUCGUCAUAGAGGUGCCUUUUCAACUGUAUCCAUGACUUUUGCAACCUGCUGCCAAAGAUGCAGUACCUCCGCCGACCCGUCUAUCAAAGAACUUCCAGUUGCUUGGUACCAGGAUGCCAAGGCUACCAUGUUUGAGUAUGCAGCAAAACUCACUCGUAGAUCAGCUGGUCUGCCUGCUCUGGUAACUGGUGUUCUAUGCUCCUGUCCAGGGACACCGUUCUUCAAGCAAGUCAUGAGUGAGCUUAUUGAAAUCUCUCACCUCCCAACAGACUACGAUAAAGACCAGCAAUACCUCAAACUUCCUCAAGUCCAUAUGAUGAACUGCCUAAAGGACAUUUUCGAUAACAAUAAGCUUGGGCCAUAUGCAGAUUCGUUUAUAAUGCCGGCACUCACGCUUUCAGCGGAGAGAUUGGGUUCACCAAUCUGGAAUCUUCGAAACUCGGGACUGAUGCUUUUCCGUGCCUUGCUUCAACGAAUAUGCCGUUCUAGCGUAGGAGCAGGAGCCGGAUUUGGUGGCAUAUCUGGAGCUGAACCAGGCGCGAAGAUCUCCUUUUCCAAAUAUCCCGGUUUAUUGGAAUUGUUAUCAAACCUUCUGGCACCGACUGCAGGCACGACGGUCGAGGGAACCGAUAUUGUGACUGAGCGCAUUUUCCCAGCUCUUGAGCUGAUUGGAGAGAAGAUCCCAACAUUUGAUGAUGAUGAAUACGAUACCACACUCCUUGGUUUAGUUUUUGAGCACUUCAAGAGUCCAGUUUGGGCCAUAAGAGAGCAUGCGGCCAGGGUUUAUGCGUCAUUGUUAACUCGCAACAAUAUUCUCAAGGACGUAUCCGAUCUAUUGAGCCCUCUCAAGCCCGGAACAUCGGAAAAUUAUCUGCAUGGAACGGCUCUGUGUGCUUUAUACUCGCUUCGCCGCUUCGCUGACUCCACGGAUGCGUUCUGGGCAUCUAACAUUCAUGAUACCCUUAUCACUGUUCGUCAAAUCCUAUCAACGAUUUUCUCUCUCGCUAGAUCUCCCCUUGUUGCAACUGUACUUGUCGAGAUUUUGAACGAUACUUUGCUCAGGAGUAUCAACGCGGGGAUUAAUGACCAGGCGUCUCUCUUCCUGUCCAAUGUUUGGGAUGAGAAUGAUAUUCACGGAAUAACAAGCUACGUAUUUGACUCCUCGCGACCAGGGUGGAAUCUCGAAAGCCGCACUAGAGCAUCUUCGCUUCUCCGAAGAGACCUUGCCUGGUGCAAAGUCUUGACACUUCUUGCAUCCGGUGAAUGGAAUGAAAUCUCAACCUUCAUUCAUGGAGUGGCGAGCUUCGAUGCUGAUGCUGCCUAUUGGAUUCUUGAACAACUUGAUGAAAGGCUUGGAGAGAAGGAGAAGUAUCGGAAGCCUUUACUUGAUCUCUACUCUGCUAUCAUCCUGGGAGAUUAUUCCGCCGACGUAAAAACAAUUGCCGCAUCAAACCUCUCAUCUUCCGUUGGUCAUUUGCUCUCAUCUCGAUACGAGUACAUCGCAGAACUGGCGCUUCCUUGUCAUGAUUUAAUCCAGAUGUUCAAACCUGAUCUCGAUAUCCAAACUUGGAAUCGACAGGCCACUGACGCCGAGCUGCGUCUUCAAGGAUGUUUACUUGGAGUCCAGUUUGCUUUGGUUGGAGGACAAGACUUGUUACCAUUCAAGUCAACCCUCUAUCGUUGGACUGUGAAAUUGCGGUCGGCACUUAGCGAAGAGACUGAGUUUACAACGCGAUACUCUGCUGCAGUCUCCAUCCAAAGCUUUUCUCGUGGUCUUCGUCCGACUGACAGCCCGCCACGAGUCGAUCACUCGCUGCUAGAUGCUUACUUGAUUCUGUACGACAUGCUGAACGAUGAUGACGACGAGAUUCGCGAUGUAGCUGCAUCGACAGCGUCAUGGAUUUUAUCAUAUUCAUCUGUAUCACCUCGAACGGCCGUUGCGCUUGGACCCUUGAAUGCCAGCUCACUUCUUGCAACAUUCAUUGCCGACAAUUAUUCAGAUUCUCCCCAGCUCGCUCGAAGAGCUAUCAGAUAUCUUGCAGGACAGCAACCGCGUACCAGUGAACUGGACAAGCCCGAGAGCACUGUUUUGUUCGUGGAAGAAAAGCAGAAUCUAUUCGUGGAUGAAGUGAGGGAAGCUGAUAUAUGGUCCAAAUCUCUCUUGCGUCUUCGUCCAAGUGCCUAUCCAGAAACUGCGAUGGGUAAUUUCUUGAAUUGGGUCUCAGAGGGUUUGGCCUAUCUGGCAAAUCUCGCUUCGCAAGACGCUGGCCGAGAUGGACUUCUAGGAUGGACUUCAAAGCCGGAAUGUUUCACUUUGGGAGUCCGUAUCAUUAGUAUCUCCUGCGCACUUGGAAAUAUGAUGAUUGCUUUGAUGAUUGGUAUCCUGUUGGUUGUGGCUCUUGUGGGAUGGAUUGGCUACUGCUGGUACCGACGUCGUGUCAAUUUCGAUGUGAUGCUCAGUCGAGCCCACGCAAAGGUUAACGCCAACGUUGUUCGCGACAGGGAACGUGCUGGGCAUCCGGGACGUGACAUUGAACUAGGGCUUCCACUACAACUGCCCAAUACGAAAUGGACAGGAGGAGAGAAGACGAGAGGGAUCAACCAAGACAAAAUCAACGAAAUCCAGACAAACAAUCUUCGCGUAAUCAAUCGCAACGAGUUCGGGAAAAUGAAAAUCACGAGAAGCAGGUUGCGCGGACUGGGGGAGAAUGGCGAUUCACCCGGCAGACAAAGUCACUUUGAGCAACAGAACAACAAUAGCCACCAAAACGGAGGAAAUGGCAAAAGUUCGCGCAGCAAAGGAAGCAACGCUGCACGCCGUAACAACCAUGAGCAAGGAGACGAGCGACAUGGUAAUACAGCCAACGAUGAGGACAACAAGCAAUGGGGUGACAACAAGCAAUGGGAGGAAGUCAGGCAAUGGGGUGACAACAAGCAAUGGGAUGACAACAAGCAAUGGGAUGACAACAAGCAAAGGGAUGACAACAAGCAAUGGGAUGACAACAAGCAAUGGGAUAAUAACGACAAUGGCAAUGGCAAUGGCAAUGGCAAUGAUAGCACUCGAAACGAUAAUUCAGGUAAUGCAAACCAGGUCUGGGAAACUGCCGUUUCGGUUUCGCAGAAGCAUUGUCAUAAUCCAUCUCCCCCGCGUGAUGACCAAGAUGGAUACAGUAAGAACAGCGAAGGAGGAAGCUAUCAUCAAAACAACAAUUAUGAAAACAGGGACUUGUCUCGGCGCAACCGAAAAGACAAUAAUGGCCAUGGGUCGAGGUACAAUAAUUCACAGUCUCGCUCUGCCAGGCCCCAGGUGUUCGAAGAUGGUCACCAACACAGUGGAGGCUCUCGAAAAGCAGGAAACCAAGCCGGAACAAACCGUGACCCAGAGAUUGCGGGCCCUGACUGA